Racocetra persica is the source of this 614-nucleotide messenger RNA. The record is from the annotation of a GenBank genome assembly. NCBI's taxonomy places the organism in Eukaryota, Fungi, Glomeromycota, Glomeromycetes, Diversisporales, Gigasporaceae.
AAUGUUAUCCAGCAAGUAUGCGAGAUCAAGGAGAAUGUACACCAUGGUUCAAUAGGUUCGGACAUCCAACACACUAUCUUGUUCGAGUUGCGGUAAAUGGAGAAUUGCUGGAGGAUAAUAUCACUGGAUUUGCACAGUACGGAAAACAUUUUGCGUGUCGAAGUAGAAAAGGAUGUGGAAAAGAAAAAGGAUGGGCACCUAUUGUACUUCUACAAUAUCUUCUUGAGGUUGGUAUUCUAGAAAGUGUAACUAUUGGAGAGGCAAUAAUUUCUCUUACUAAACAGACCAAAAUUGAUGAAAAACGCCUUACUCAUCAACUUGUAACAGAUAAAGGUGAGCUUGAUUUCUUGAUCAAAGAUUGUACUGAUGCUGGAACUUUUGCCGAAAGAGAAAAAUAUCUACUCGGAUUCAUACUUACAUAUUACGAGGGACAUCAACCUCAAUAUACACAUUUGCGGGCCUCAAUGUUAGUAUAUGCGCAUAUUAAUUUGUUAGAGAUACUUCGGAGAUUUGAUUCUAAUGAAGUAGUAAGGAUUACUACAGAUUCUAUAUAUGUACGAAAAGAGGCUUUAUAUAAGAUCGAAAAUAUACAGGCAUUCUUCAAGCAAGUUGAG